Molecule: messenger RNA, 2727 nt
Organism: Sclerotinia trifoliorum
Lineage: Eukaryota; Fungi; Ascomycota; Leotiomycetes; Helotiales; Sclerotiniaceae
Source: the annotation of a GenBank genome assembly
CAGAACCAUAGUGUGUGUCCAUCAAACAAAGGUUUUGCCGAUCUGACUAGACUCAUUUAUUCAAAACCCCUCGUCAACCUCAUCUUCGACUACGCGUCGUUUGCAGCUUUGCGCAAAAUCGGAGGAUAAGUUCUGGAUACAGAUGAAUUGGUAUAUUGAAUUGGUUGCACCAUUCUACGUCAUUGCCAUCGUGUGCCAAGCUCAUUAACGUCCUCAAUCAACUCCUUCAAAAUAUCGUCUUUGAUCAUACUUUCAAAAUUGUUCAAGAAUCGCAACGCUAUCUCAAUCCUAUUGCUCCUUGGUAUCCGUUCUUGUUCAUUCAUUUGGUUGGACCAUUGAUUCUCAAUCUCAUAGCCUGUCAACGCAAAACAGAAAACAAACAAACAUCAUGUCAGAUGAGCUCGAUUACCUCCAGCAGGGCUUCGAUGCCUCUUCCCUCACAAUGGCCCGAAUCCGCUCUAUAUUAGUUCAACAUAACAUCGAUUACCCUUCUAAUGCCAAGAAAGGCCAACUCGUCGAAAUCUUCAACAACGAUCUAGUCCCACAGGCAGGAAAGAUACUGCACGAGAGAGCGCGUGCGAAGAGAACGAGCCGAGGGAUUAUCGAUGUUGAAUCAUCAACAGAGACCAGCACUCAGGAGAGCACAACCGAAAGUACACGGGAAAGUGAUGCGAUACUACCACCACCGAGGUCGAGAUCUGCGAAGCAAGCACCUGCGAAAGCCAGAGCACCGGUGGAUAUUAGUGAUGAUGAACCGGCAAUGUAUAGAAACACCAGGAGAUCAACCCGAUCCAUAAGUCCAGUAAAGAGAAUGCCUAGAGCUAGUAGCCCCGAGAAAAGGACAAUGAAACCAAGCAGCAAACAUCCCAGGCAGGAGGAGGAGACUCCUCUGGAUUAUGAGGAUUUACUGCGAAAAUCCAGAAAAAGUACAACAGUUCAAACACCAAUGGUUGGGGCGAGGAAUAAUCUGGAUGAAGUGACACAAACAAGAGACUCGCGAAGAGAGACCAAUUUCACUUACGACAAUCCCUUUCAGAAAGGCUCGCCGCCUAGAAGACCUAUAUCGAGCCAUGAUAAUAAGAGGAAAAGCUUAGGUGGAAGUGCUAUGAAAGACCUAGAGAAGUCGAGGGCUUCGGUUCCGAGAAGACGCACGGCGUACCCACAAGCUAAUGAUGGAAUACGCCCACCAACUUCUUCCACUUUCGAAAUUCCUCUCAGUAGCCUCGAUGGUCUCAAGGACUAUGAUGAUAAUGGAGUAGAAAUUAGUGAGGAUUUCACUCCAGAGGCACAAUUCGAGCUCGAGCGUGAGCAACAGAGGGGACUCGCAAAAAUUCAGCCUCGAAAAAAAGCAUCAAACGGAGUUAGCAUGAGUGGACCUCUUUGGAUGGUCUUUCUUACAUUACUUGGCGGUUAUGCUGUUUGGUAUAGGCAAGAGAAGAUCGCUGUAGGUUUCUGUGGCGUAGGUAGAGAAGCGCAUUCGAUCAUACCCGUCCGAUCAAAUCUUCCGGAUUGGGUACAAGUAAUUGCCGAACCGCAGUGCGAUUGGUGCCCACAGCAUGCUUAUUGCAAUACCAACUAUGAAGUUCAGUGCGACCAAGAUUUUAUUCUCAAGCAUCAUCCUCUCUCGUUGGGUGGAUUCCUACCUUUGCCGCCAACUUGUGAGCCUGAUGGAGAGAAAGCUAGACGGGUCAAAGCGGUCGCGGAUCGAGCUGUUGAAGAAUUAAGGGAGAGAAGAGCAAAGUGGGAAUGUGGUGACUUAGUUGAUGAAGCUGGAGCACCUGAACCAACAGUCGAGAUAGAUGCCGAAGAGUUGAAAAAAGAAGUUAGUCAGAAGAGGAGGAGGGGAAUGGGAGAGGCUGAGUUUGAGGAGUUAUGGGUCGGUGCCAUUGGAGAAAUUAAGGGGAGAGAUGAAGUGGUUGUUGGUGCUGAUGGGUAAGUUGUAGAUUUUCUUCCCUUUUACCUCUUGCAUUUUUAUACAUGUAUCCUUCCCUUUAUUACACAAUAUCUUCUGACAACUCGGUUCACUAAUCAGGUUGAACAUUCCUGUUAUAGAUCAAACACCCUCACAAGUACCUCACUCGCACGUCUCCCCCUCACCUGUGCUAUCAAACGAUCCUUUAGAGUCACAUUGGCAAGACAUUAUUUCGAAAUUGGAUCUGUAGGUCUUGCUUUUAUCCUCUUUUUAUAUGUCCGUUCAGCCAUUCGCAAUUAUAGAGCUACCCAAGCUGUAAUCCCCUCUUUGGUUUCACUCACUCUAUCGCGUCUCGCCACUCAAGCAUCUCUUUACGCACAAGAUCCAGAUGCCGUAAAGGAGAGUUGGAUCAGUAUUGGCCAACUAAGAGAUGAUGUUUUACGGGAUGAACAUAGUUUGCAAAAGCGAGAAAAGAUCUGGACGAAAGUGAAGAACGUAGUGGAAAUGAAUGCGAAUAUUCGACCAAUGCAACGAGAGAGUCAAAAUGGUGAAAUCUCCAGAGUUUGGGAAUGGAUUGGUGCAUUGGAGGAUGUGGAGGGUAGUGUUAGGAGGAGGAAAAGUGAGAAAGUUAAUUGGGGAACACCGUUGAGGUAUGGGGAUAAGAAAUUGGAGAUGUCGACGGUAUCGCCUAGGUGGGAGGAACCGGGUUCGACACCUGCUUUUUAGAUAAAGUAUGUUUUAUGUAUACGUGUAUGUAUGCAGGCGAUUUAUCUAUUAGCCCUUUUUAGUUCAAUUCAGAAACAUGUGUUUUAUUU